GGACAUGGGUCGCACGUCGGCGACCCACGUCCGGUGGCCGGGCUCCCUCUUAGGCUUCUGUCGAUUGAGACACCUAGUGGUUUUCUUGAGAAUUGAGCAAGUCUUAUUGGUGAGGGGGCUGAUCUCAAAGUCGCUGGUGCAAACUCUAGUAUCACUCACUUUCUGGGGCCCCAGCACAGAGCUUUCUCCGCAAAGGAGCGUUGCAAAAAAAAGGAGCCUUCGGUGAUCACGACGAGGAUAUAAAGUCACAGAAUAUUGCGCUCUACCUUGGUGUUGUUCGAGGAGCCCUCUCCUGAAUUCCACAUCAUACACUCUACCUAGAAAAUAGAAACGAUGGGAAUCGAAGAGCAUCAAACUAUGCCUAUCGGGCCAGCCACGUCGCUGCACACUGAAACCACCGAGGGAAAUCUCAACGAAGGCAAGCCCAGUAUACAACAUGCAGACGACGCGCUGGCUUUUGUCACCGACCAUGAAAACGUUGCUUGGACCAGGGAAGAGGAGGCAAAGGUGCUGAGGAAGAUUGAUCUUGUCAUCCUACCCCUCGUAUGUUCUCUCGAUUUGGCAAGCUGCAAGCGGUCCAACAGCGACAGCACUGACACACCCCGCAGCUGUUCUUUGGAGCCAUCAUUGGAUACUCGGACAGUCAAGUCUAUGGAUUCGCAGCCCUCUUUGGGCUCGUUCAAGACCUGAAACUUGCUGUGCCCAAGUUCCAGGAUGGCCAGGUUAUCCUCGACAUGUCACGGUAUCAGUUUACGGCGGCCAUCCCAACUCUGGGCGCCGUAGCAGGCCAGUACCCCCUCCUUCUGUUAGUUCAGCACCUCCACAUCGGCCGUUUCUUCGGGAUAGUGACGAUCUUCACGGGCGUUCUGACCCUGCUCACCAUCACCUGCAAAGACUUUGCCGACAUCAUGGCCUUGAGAUUCUUUACCGGACUUUCUGUUGUCACGCAGCCACUCUCCAUCCUGGUCACCUCCAUGUGGUGGAAGAGUCAAGAGCAGCCACUUCGAGCGGGCGUUUACAUCUCGGGCACUGCCCUCGGCGCCCUCGUCGGGCAGGGAGUCGAUCUUGGUGCAGUCAACAUCAAAGGCGCGUAUGCGGCGAGUCCCUGGAAGUGGAUUUACAUCAUUCUCGGCCCCAUCACCAUCGCGUUCGGCUUUGUUGUGGUGGCAUUGUUUCCAGCCUCGCCAAUGAAUGCUUGGUUUCUCACUGCGCGAGAGCGAGAGAUCGCCGUCGGACGACUCCUGCAAAACAAUACCGGCAUGAAGACUCGCAAAUGGAAGUGGGCACAUCUUCGUGAAGCUUAUCUUGAUCCCCAACUUUACGUGCUGUCUAUUUACAGCUUCACGUUCGCCUUUGUCAAUCUCUCCAUUGGCAGCUUCGGUGGCUUCUUGGUCACUUCCUUUGGCUACUCGAGCAAGCAGUCGAUUGUGCUGAGCAUGCCAGGGAGCGCCAUAGCCGUAGUCUGCCUGAUUACAUCUGGCUACCUCGGCUCUCGUUUUCCGACCCAAAGGCUAGUCAUAGCAAUCUCAUAUCUAAUCCCUGCCAUGGUUGGCAAUAUACUAUUGUGGAAAAGCGACCGAUCCAACAAGGCCGCUCUUCUCGGAGGGCUCUACAUUUCGGUGAUGGUGUACGGUGCUCUCGUGCAAAUGUUCGCGCUGCUGGCCUCCAACGUGGCUGGGUACUCCAAGAAGACCGUCGUCAACGCCACGAUAUUCGUCUUUGCCAAUUGCGGUGCGUUUGCAGGACCCUGGGCCUAUAAAAGUGAUGAGGCCACCCGAGGAUAUCCCACCGGCCAGAUUACGACUCUUUCUCUUCUGUGUGCAAGUGCCGCAGGCUUCGUGGUGUUGAGGCUAUUUUAUCACCGCGAGAAUUUGAAGAAGGCUCAAUUGAGAGAAGCGCAUCCAGAAUACAUCACAGAUCCUAGCAUUGCGCUUGCUGAUCUGACAGAUAAGGAGAAUCCCAUCUUCCAAUACAUGACUUGACACGGCGAUGACACGGGGCUCUGCUUCGUGUUCAUGGACAGACUGUGGGGAAGGUCGAAGCAGCAUAUAUCAUACAGAGGCAUGGGAAGCAGCGUAUAUAAUACAGAUGGGGUGGGUAGGUUGUGGUGGUAUGGCAGAAAAGUAGAGUGCGUACAUAGUAGAUGUGCAAGAUAGGAACGGGAAAAGGCCUUUUUGGGGGCAUGCGACUCCAAUGAC
Molecule: messenger RNA, 2198 nt
Organism: Exophiala oligosperma
Lineage: Eukaryota; Fungi; Ascomycota; Eurotiomycetes; Chaetothyriales; Herpotrichiellaceae
Exons: 5
Coding region: 735-1982 (415 amino acids)
Biological process (GO): transmembrane transport
Cellular component (GO): membrane
Molecular function (GO): transmembrane transporter activity
Source: RefSeq, a predicted model, not a curated record